CCUUCACGAGCUCCCCCCCGGUGCCGCAUAUAUCUUUUCUUUGAGUUGUUUUGUUGUCUUUUGUUUCCGGUUGCUUCCUAUGAUUAAUCCCCCCCCUCCAACCCACCUUAUCUGAUCCCCGACAAAAGAAAGCUGCAGCAUAGGACUACGACCGCCUUCACCACCAAUUCCUUGCAGCGCUCUUGUCUGCAAGAUUUCCGCGCGAGGGGAUGAAGUACGGGCAGACGUUCCAAGCGCAAUCGGUACCGCAAUGGGCGCCAUACAAUGUCGAUUAUAACGAGCUGAAGACCUUGAUCAAGAUCCACACCACCAAGGACCAGGCACAAGCCAUCGCCAUCCCCGGCCAGGAGGGCACUGCACUGGCAAAGUUCGAGGAUCUGUUCUUCAAGGAAUUGUACAGCCAGCAUGACCGUGUCGAUCUCUUCGUCAAGAGCAAGGCCGAUGAGAUCGGCCGCCGGCUGCAAUUCUUUCAAAAAGCCAUCCUUCGAUUGUUAGCUCGAUGUACAUACAGCAAUGGCAAGCCAAUGUCCCGGAAAAGGCGGGAGAAGUUCGCGCGAUACGAUAAUCAGGUUACGAGAUGCGGCGAGGAGAUUAGGUCACUUCAACGGUUUGUCGAUGCUCAGCGUAUGGCAUUCCGUAAGAUACUGAAGAAGUACAAGAAAUGGACGGGGUCACGAACUCUCGGCGAUCGAUUCGAACAGGAGGUCCUAAACAAUCCGAAGAGCUUUACUCGACGCGAUUUCGAACCCUUAUUACGGGAAUACAACAACAUCCUAGCGCAUCUCCGUGCAUCCACACCCGAUGCAAGUGAGCCUACAUCACCGAUUCCAAGAUCAAGAUCAAGAUCAAGAUCACCUCGGCCGCGUGCCCAAAGACCGGCUCCGCAGCUAGAAAGGCAAUCAUAUUGGAACGAGUACGACGACGGGAGCGAGGCCGAGAACGAGCCAUACACAAUAUAUGUAAAUCCAGGCACCGAAUCGACCUUCUCCGGGCCCAGCAGGCUGGCCAGUCUCUUCUCGAGGGUCACCGCGCCCAUGGAGCAGGUCCGGGCGUGGCUGAACCCCUCGAGCUCCGGGGGCGAGCGGCGGCCACUGCUCGGGACCUCGAGCUCCUUCACCGAGCAGACAGAGACCGACGUGGACGACGCCUCGUCGAGCGAUUUCCCCAGCGGCUACGCUGCCCACUACGCUACCUUCCCCAGCAUCAACGACCAGAAGUUCUCUCGCAGCCGCGAGCGCCUCCUCUUCCACUCAACCAUCGCCUCCUUCGCCGCGGCGCUGGUGCUGGUCCUCGUCGCAGGCCUCCUCGUCGCCACGGGCCGGCAUAAGCUCCGCGUCGAGGUCGACGCCGGGGCCAUCGUCGGCGUUGUCUCGAGCCUGUUCUUCGCGACGCUUGGCUUUGGCACCAUGCUCUACCGCACUGAGCGUCUCAGCUGGCUUCACCGCAUCUGUGUCAUCUGCACGUUCGUAGGUCUGUGCGUCCUGAACGGCCUCCUACUCGUGAUCGUUGUUGGGAACACGGGGCUGUGAAACUCUAUUCAUUUUAUAGCCCUUGAGAGUCGAAUGAUCAUUUAUCAUGGUCCUGAGACAAGAGGUGUUGCUGUACAUACCAACUUUUCUUUUGUUUUUGAGGGCAGUUUGGUGUCGCCUUGCGUUUUGCUCGGGAGACUGCUAGCUCUUCGUUGAUAUCCUUCUUCCUUUCACAUAC
Molecule: messenger RNA, 1707 nt
Organism: Amorphotheca resinae ATCC 22711
Lineage: Eukaryota; Fungi; Ascomycota; Leotiomycetes; Helotiales; Amorphothecaceae
Exons: 5
Coding region: 210-1529 (439 amino acids)
Biological process (GO): polyphosphate metabolic process; vacuole fusion, non-autophagic; microautophagy
Cellular component (GO): fungal-type vacuole membrane; vacuolar transporter chaperone complex
Source: RefSeq, a predicted model, not a curated record